Messenger RNA from Equus caballus (horse), 2621 nucleotides. NCBI's taxonomy places the organism in Eukaryota, Metazoa, Chordata, Mammalia, Perissodactyla, Equidae. The record is from RefSeq and is a predicted model, not a curated record.
GCCCGGGGCCCGCCUGCGCACGCCUCCGAGUCGCGCGCCGCGCCGCUGCUCUCCUAUGCCGAGGCUCUGCCUCCCGCAAGAGCGAGCCCGCGGCGCUGCUCUCCAUCGCCGCUUUCGCAGAGACUGAAGUUUGGUGGGUUGGGUUAAAUUCGGGACCUCCGCGAAGAGGACCCAUUUACUUUUUUUUCUUUCCAAAAUGGCAGCCUCCAGCCGCGCACAAGUGUUAGACCUGUACCGGGCGAUGCUGAGAGAGAGCAAGCACUUCAGCGCCUACAAUUACAGAACUUACGCUGUCAGGAGGAUAAGAGAUGCCUUCAGAGAAAAUAAGAAUGUAAAGGAUCCUGUAGAAAUUCAAGCCUUAGUGAACAAGGCCAAAAGAGACCUUGAAAUAAUUCGUCGACAGAUAUCCUGGAACAAAUGGAGACGAAUAGGAAAUGGCUUAAUUACAACAACAUUCUCUACUCCACUUCCUACCCCACCCCCAAAAUCAAGAGGGCAAUAAGACACCUUGAAAAAAAAUGAAGAAUAGAACUACAGGGUGUAUUCCACUUAAAAACGUGGCUGAAAAUCACAUGACAUGCUUUUCAAUACAACUAUCACUAUCUCAGCUCCACGCUGUUUAGAUCAUGAUAUACUUAUAUUGGGUAAUUUCUGUGCUCUUUAAAUGGAAAUUUUAAAUAUUUAAUGUGGUUAAAAUUUUUUUUUUCAUAGACAGCUUUCAACACCAUCACAGAUCUCUGUGUCAUGCUGCUUACUGUGGUAUAUUCCUUAAAAAUUCUGAUGUUUAGUGUAUUACCAAAGCUGGGUAAAUAGACACAGAACAGAAUCUUCUUCCGAUAGCUCUUUGACAGCACUUGCUCUUCUAGCACGUGAGAACUUAUUUUCUUCCUCUAUGAGGAUUUUUGUUACUUUUAUUCAAACUUGAAUUAUAAUUGUAUUGUAAUUUUAUAAUUUAUUUAAAAAAACUAAAAUUAUCCAUCUAGCCUUUUGGUUUACUGGUUUUGUUAAACAAUCUCAGCUUUUCCCACAAUCCUUAGUUUCAUUUUAAAUGUUCAGUUACUGGAUUAUAGAAAUACAAGGCUCAAUCGCAGGAGCAUGUUUUCUAGAAAUAGAGUAAAAGGAAAUAAGCCAGCAUUUAUUACAAGUUUUGGGGAAGUUUUGUUGUACCAUAUCUAAAAAUGAGUCUCCUGGAAUUCUGUAAUUGCAUCCACUGAUUAGUUUAGUGUUGACACACAACUACAGAAAAACAAAUUAGGACAACCAGAUAUUAGCAUAACUAAUCUACAAAAAGAUGGCUAAAGCGACCCUUAAAGACGCUGUUCAUUUUUCAUGAUAUUACAUUUCUUUGAAAAAUAAAUACAGACACACUUGUGUCCAUGCCAGAGCUAUUGCUAAAUCACUCUAAUGGGUAGGAAUAAUAAGUGUCAAUUUGAAUGGGAAGUUAAGACAAACUCAUUGAAACUGGAAAUGUCUCAUAUCUUAUUUCUCUAUUUUCUCACCUAAAAAAAGGUAAAGAAAAUGUUUCUAGUUAGAUGCUUACAAAGAGUUCAGCAGUCUUGGUUGAAAGGUAUACUACCCAAUAGUACUGCAUUUAAACUAAUUUCCAAUUUUGAAAGCUUCUGUAGAGCAUACAACUUUUCUUUUUUGGUUCUAGUAUUUUUUUUUUUAAUUCCCUUUAGGUUAUUAGUCAUAUAAAUGCUCUGGGACCAGGGAGGAACAGAUGAGGAGGCAUCAGUUUUAAAAUGAAAAACCCAAUUAUGUAUCCCUUUAAAAACAUUUUUUGUUAAAACAUAAAUAUCAAUAUCAUGAGUGCAAUAUCAUAAGAGUACAGCUCAGUGUAAUUUUACAAACUGAAAACAUCGUGUACUCAGAACCCAAAUCAAUAAAGAGAACAUUAUCAGCACUCCAGAAGGCCUUCGUAUUUCCUUGUCACUAUACCCUACCAAGACUAACCACCAUGCUGACUUCUCACAUAAAUUGGUUUUCCUGUUUUUGUACUUUCUAUAAAUGGAAUCUGGCUACUCUUGCUCAAUACUGUUUGAGAUUUGCCCAUAUUAUUGCAUACUAAUUUGGAUGGUUCGUCCUCAGGGCUGUAUAUUUUUUCAUGGAGUGAAUACACCACAAAAUUUAUUUAUUCUUUCUACUACUGCUGGGCAUUUGGGUAAUUUCCAGUUUGGGGCUAUUUUGACUACUGCCAAUAUGAAUAUUCCAGUACUUGUCUUUUAAUGAGUGAUCAUUCUAGGAAUGGAAUUGCUAGAUCAUAGAUUCUGCCAAGUGGUUUUCCAACGUGGAUGUACCAGACUGCAUUCCCAUCAACAAUGUAUAUUCCAGUUGUUCCACAUCCUUUCCAAUACUUAAUGUUUUCUGUCUUUUUUCAUUUGAACUAUCCUAGUGCAUAUGGUGGAUUUCAUUUUAAUUUUUGUAAUGACUCAUGAAGAUGAGCACCUUUUUAUGUAUUUGUGCAUGGAGGGAUUUUUCAUGUUUAUAAAUCAGAAUACCCAAUAUUAUAAAGUUAUCAGUGUUCUCCAAAUUAGUGUAUAAAUGUAAUGCAAUUCCAAUCAAAUUGCUAGCAAUUUUUUUUUCAAAACCUGAGAAGCUCAUUAAAAAAUUAACAUGGAAAU